Molecule: messenger RNA, 1863 nt
Organism: Plasmodium gallinaceum
Lineage: Eukaryota; Apicomplexa; Aconoidasida; Haemosporida; Plasmodiidae
Product: conserved Plasmodium protein, unknown function
Exons: 1
Coding region: 1-1863 (620 amino acids)
Biological process (GO): iron-sulfur cluster assembly
Molecular function (GO): 4 iron, 4 sulfur cluster binding; ATP-dependent FeS chaperone activity; ATP binding
Source: RefSeq, a predicted model, not a curated record
AUGGACAGUGAUAUAAUUGAUGAAGAAUUUAUAUAUGGAAAAAAUAUAGAAAAAAUAAAAAAAAAAAAAGAAUUAAUUUUAGACUGUUUAAAAUCUGUAGUUGACCCAGAUUUAAAAAAAAAUAUAGUAGAAUUAAAUUUUAUUCGUAAUCUAAAAAUUCAUGAAAAUGAUAGUAAAAAAUAUUUAGUGAAUUUUGAUUUAAAUUUAACAACCCCUGCUUGUCCAGUUAAAGAUGAUUUAGUCUCAGAAUGCAAAAAAAAACUUGGUAUAUAUGAAUGGAUAGAAGAAAUAAACAUUAAUACAACAUUUAUAAAUUUUAAUGACAAAAAAAAAAAAACCAAUAAAAUUGAAAAUAUUAUAUUAGUAUAUAGUUGUAAAGGAGGAGUAGGAAAAUCUUUUUUUUCAGUUAAUUUUUCUUACUAUUUAAAAAAAAAGGGAGCAUCGGUUGGACUUUUAGAUGCUGAUAUUAAUGGACCAAGUUUACCCACAUUAUUGCCAUUUGAAUAUACAUAUGCUAAAUUUAAAAGAAUUGAAAAAAAAAAAAAAAAAAGUAAUAAAAUUUUUUAUGAAAAGGAAAAAAAAAACAAAAAAGAUUCUUCCGAUAUUAUUAAAAAAGAGAGCUUAGGAGACUUAUAUUUUUUUGAUACAAAUUUAAAUGAAGAAAUUGAUUUAGAACAAGAAAAAGAAGAAUCAAGAAAAAAAAUAAAGGAACAAAAUAAUAAUAAAGAAACUUAUAAAUACAUAGAUAAUAAAAGUAAAAUGAAAAAUGGCAGAAAUAAUCUUAUGUAUCAUGAUGAUAAUAUUAUAAAUAAUGGUAUACAUAGAAAUGAUUAUGACUCCUAUGAUGAAGAAAAUAAAGAUAAUAUUAAUGAGAAAGAUGAUAUUGAAGAUAGCUCAUCUAUAAUUGAACCAUUAAUGUAUAAUGGUGUUAAAUUAAUGUCGUAUGCAUAUAUAAAGAACAAAAGCAAUUUAGGAUUUGCCUCAUUUAGAGGUCCCAUAUUAAAUGAGUUAAUAAAAGAAUUUUUAAAUAAUGUAGAUUGGGGUAUCUUAGAUUAUUUAAUCAUUGAUAUGCCACCAGGAACAAAUGAUAUACAUUUAAAUUUAUUUGAAUCUGAAAAAAUUGAUGGUAUAAUUAUGAUAAGUACGCCAAAUGAUUUAUCAAUUAAUGAUGUAGAAAAAGGAUUAAACAUGUGUAAUUAUUUUAAUAUCCCCAUUGUUAGUUUAAUUAUAAAUAUGAAUUAUUUUGUAUGUGAUAAUUGUGAUAAGAAACAUUAUAUUUUUAAUAAUGGUAAUAUUGAAUCUCUGAAAAAGAAAAUUAAUAAUAUAUAUGAAAUUCCUUUUCAUUCUUUAUUAUCUAAAAAUGUUUAUUAUAAUAACCAUGAUAAUCAAAAAAAGUUCCCAUUUAUUUUAGCCUAUGAAAACCACUUUUUAAUUGAUAAAUUAGAAUAUAUUUUUCAAAGUAUUAUAAGAGAAAUUUCUAUUUUAAAAUAUAACCAUACAUUAAAUUUACCAUCUUUGCAGAUUUACAAUAAAAAUUAUAUUCAAUUAUGUUUCGAUACUAUGGAAAAUAAGUAUGUUUUUUCAGAAGACGUAUUAAUAUGUCAUAUUAAAGUUGUAAGAUUAAAAUGUAAAUGUGAUAUAUGUAACUUAAAAAAAAAAAAUAACAAAAAGAUUGUAUUAGAUUAUAAUUUAUACAUAAAAGAAAUAAUAAAAUUAGGUAUUUAUAAUGUUAAAAUUAUUUGGUCCGAUAAUCAUGUUUCUAUAUAUUCAUAUGCUUAUUUAAAACAUAUUUUUCAAAAAAAAAGAUUAAAUAACAGUAGUAUAUAUUGUCAAUCUAACAAUAAUAAAAAUUAUGAAUGGUAA